Tricharina praecox is the source of this 2469-nucleotide messenger RNA. Its product is annotated as glycoside hydrolase superfamily. The transcript has 5 exons. NCBI's taxonomy places the organism in Eukaryota, Fungi, Ascomycota, Pezizomycetes, Pezizales, Pyronemataceae. Bases 1 to 2469 code for a protein of 822 amino acids. The record is from RefSeq and is a predicted model, not a curated record. Gene Ontology annotation, molecular function: beta-glucosidase activity. Gene Ontology annotation, biological process: glucan catabolic process.
AUGUCCAAAUUGACACUGGAGCAGAAGGUCUCCCUUUUGGCAGCACAAGACUUCUGGCGUACCCAAGAGAUCAAGGAACAUGGGAUCCCCGCAUUGAAGGUGACGGACGGGCCCAACGGAGCCCGUGGCGAAUUCUUCACGGACGGCACUCCGGCUGCGCUACUUCCCUGUGGUAUAUCACUCGCCGCCACUUGGAAUACCGAAAUCCUCCACUCCAUCGGCAGGACUCUCGCCGAGGAAACGAAGGCGCGCCAGGCACAGGCAUUGCUCGCCCCAACCGUGUGCAUGCACCGCUCACCUCUCGGAGGCCGCAACUUCGAGUCCUUCUCGGAGGAUCCGCUUGUCACCGGAAAACUCUCGUCCGCGUACAUCAAGGGUCUGCAAGAGGGCGGUGUGGGUGCCACCAUCAAGCACUAUGUUGGUAACGAGCAGGAGACGUGGAGAAUGACCGUCGACUCCAUCAUCGAAGAGAGGCCGCUGAGAGAACUGUACCUGAAGCCGUUCGAGAUCGCCAUCAGAGAGGCGAAGCCGUGGGCUGUUAUGUCGUCCUAUAACUUGGUCAAUGGCAAACAUGCGGAUAUGAAUGAAUUCACACUGCGGAAGGUUCUGCGUGGCGAGUGGAAAUACGAUGGACUGGUUAUGUCCGAUUGGGGUGGAACGAACUCGACCGUGGAGUCCAUCAAGUACGGCUGUGAUCUAGAAAUGCCUGGCCCAUCAAAAGUGCGUGGCAAGAAGGUGAUGGAUGCCAUCAGGAAGGGAGAGCUCACAAUUCAAGACAUCGAUGAGUGUGCAGCCCGUGUCCUCACCUGGAUAGAGAAGUGUGGGCGUUUCGACCUCCCAUGGACGGAAUCGGAGGAGAAAUCCAUCGAUACCCAGGCGACGCGGGAUCUGAUCCGACAGGCGGGGCACGAAGGCCUGACGCUACUGAAGAACGAGAACCACACUCUCCCGAUCGGCCCCGAGGUGCGGAAAAUCGCCAUCAUCGGCCCGAACGCGAAACAGGCCAUUGCCGGUGGAGGUGGAAGCGCGAGUUUGAAGCCAUACUACCUCACGACUCCGUACGACUCCAUCAAGGAGAUGGCAGGUGAUAGGGAGAUCGUCUACGCUCCCGGCGCCCAGACGGAUAAGUGGCUCCCACUGGCAUCAAACAUCUGCACAACACCAUCGGGCAAGCCUGGAGUGAUCCUCGAGUUCUACAAGGGCGACAAACUCGAAGGCACUCCCAUGUUCAUCCAGAACCGGCCCAAGACGGAUCUGUACCUGUGGGACAACGCACCGAAGGAAGUUCUUCCCGAGUAUUCUUUCCGAGUGAAGACGCAGAUCAUCCCCGAGACCACCGGAAAGCACACUUUCGGCCUGUCGAGCGUCGGUCCGGCGAAGAUGUACAUCAAUGGCGAGCUCCUGAUCGACAACUGGGACUGGACGGAUGCGGGCGAAGCCAUGUUCGACGGCUCGGUGGAGGAGCUCGCGCUCUGGCCCAUGGAGGCGGGAGGAGUCUAUGAGAUCCUGAUCGAGAGCAACAACGAAGUCCGGCCCGCGAGCAAGACCGGCCCCACGCAUGGCUACGGCGGAUGCCGUAUCGGCUACGUGGAACGACCGGACAAAGACUUCGUCGCCGAGGCUGCCGCGGUUGCCGCCAGCGCCGAUGUGGCCAUCGUCGUGGUCGGCCUGGACGCAGAAUGGGAGUCGGAGGGUUACGAUAGGCAGACCAUGGACCUUCCCAAGGACGGCAGCCAGGACCGCCUCAUCGCCGCCGUCGCGAAGGCCAAUCCCCGCACCAUCGUCGUCAACCAGUCCGGCACCCCCAUAACCAUGCCAUGGGUCAACGAGGUCCCCGCCAUCAUCCAGGCGUGGUACCAAGGCCAGGAAGCCGGAAACGCCCUCGCCGACGUCCUCCUCGGCAACGUCAACCCCAGCGGAAAGCUCCCCGUCACCUUCCCCAAGCGACUUGAGGACAACCCGGCCUACCACAACUGGCCAGGCCAAGACCAGCGCGUCCUCUACGGCGAAGGCGUAUUCAUUGGGUACCGCCAUUACGACCGCCUCAACAUUGCACCGCAGUUCGCAUUCGGCCACGGAAUCUCGUACACCACGUUCGAGUACGGCAGUCCCAGCAUCAGCGGCAGCACGCUUUCCGACAGCGGAAAACUGACCAUCCUGGUGUCGGUCAAGAACACCGGGACGGUCGCCGGUAAAGAGAUCGCCCAGUUGUACAUCCGCGACGUCAAGUCCCGACUUCCGCGACCAGAGAAGGAGUUGGCCGCGUUCGUGAAGGUCGCGCUGGAGCCCGGUGAGACAAAAACUGUCGAGAUGACCAUCGACAAAUAUGCUGUUGGCUAUUACGACCCGAGCCUGUCAGCCUGGAUAGCAGAGGAGGGACAGUUCGUAGGACUUGUAGCGGCGUCCGCUGUGGACAUCCGUGGAUCAGUAGAAUUCGAGGUUGCAGAAUCAUUCACCUGGAUCGCAUAA